UUUUUGAUUUACUAUUUUUUUUUUUCUUUUUUCCUAUUUCCCUAUUUUUUUUUUUUUCUUUUUCUUAUAUAUAACUAGAAAUAAUAAUAAAAUGGUUCAUAAUACAAUUGAAGUUUUUCUUCAACCACCUUCACCUACUAUGAAUAAUGCAUGCAAGUUGCCUCCUGUCAAAUCUUUACUUCCUUUAGACGAUGAUCAACAACAACAACAAUCACUUCCGAGUAUUCGUUUAACAGACGAUGACCCUAUUAUCAAUAGAAAAGAGACUAGUAACAGUUCUAAUAAUAAAUUAGAUACUAUCGAACCUACCUUUAAUUCAUUAUCUAUUUCUACUUCACCUUAUCAAAGUCCUUUAAUGUCCUUUUCUUCUCCUUCAUCAGCUACUUCUUCAAUAAGUGGUUCCCCAUUAAUAUCGCCUUUACAGGAUAGUCCCUUCUUAUUACCACCACCUGAUACAAGUUCAUUAAGACGCUGUCGUUCAAUAUCUAAUGCUUCAAAUACAUCUUCACCUAUUACUUCACCUUACACACAUUUUACAUUUCGUUCUCUCUCAGAGCCACCUACUCUCGAUUUACCACCAACUAUAACAGACGACGAUGAUGAAGAAGAAGUGAAUAAAAAUAAUAGUUUAGUAAUAACAACAACACAAAGUGAAGAUAAUUAUCAUCCUAUUUUUGGACCUAAAAGAAAGCGAGGAAGACCACCGAAUGCGACUCGACCCGAAGUUCAAGGUGAUAGCAAUUGGACCUUUGUGAAGCCAACAGUUUGGGAUGUUAAACAUCAACAACCAAACCCAAUUCAAAGAGAACACAACAAUAAUAAUAAUACCCCUUCUUACAGAAAACCGGAAAAUACCACAGUAAUGACUAAUAAUCUAAAUACCUUCAUGACAACGAAUAUGGAUAUGGCCUUAAGUAUACCCAAAAAGAAACGAGGUCGUAAACCAAAGAAACAAUUAGUAGGUAAUUCAUGUUUCGUUUGGCGUGAUUUAACUGCACCACGUGGAGCUAAUAAGAAAACAUUAUUACUAUCAAAAAAUGAAAAGCAAAAAGGAUAAAUAUAAUAUGUAUUUAAAGGAAAAAAAAAUGACUCC
This is a messenger RNA of Cokeromyces recurvatus, 1093 nucleotides long. RefSeq lists its product as uncharacterized. The coding region runs from base 92 to 1057 and encodes 321 amino acids. The record is from RefSeq and is a predicted model, not a curated record. NCBI's taxonomy places the organism in Eukaryota, Fungi, Mucoromycota, Mucoromycetes, Mucorales, Mucoraceae. The transcript has a single exon.